Nerophis lumbriciformis (worm pipefish) is the source of this 1859-nucleotide messenger RNA. RefSeq names its product transcription termination factor 1, mitochondrial. Gene Ontology annotation, molecular function: double-stranded DNA binding. Gene Ontology annotation, biological process: termination of mitochondrial transcription; regulation of DNA-templated transcription. Gene Ontology annotation, cellular component: mitochondrial matrix. Lineage: Eukaryota; Metazoa; Chordata; Actinopteri; Syngnathiformes; Syngnathidae. The record is from RefSeq and is a predicted model, not a curated record.
GCUAAACAUCAGCGACAAAGAAACCAACAAAGAAAAAACCGUGACACGAGUAUGAUCCUACGACAUUGAGAUGUGACACUGAAGCCCUCCUCCUGAAACAUGGCACCUUGGGUGAAAGCUCUCCAUUGUACAUCCACUCUUCAACAAGCCUUGAAGCUUCUUGCAUUCCAGUCCAGGUUCUGCAGCAUCACGCCAAAAAAACAUGACCUUAAAAUAUCUCCGAACCCAGAGAAUGAGUUUCUGCUGGAGAACUUAAAACUCAUGGGGGUGGACGUGAGUAUGGCCCGCCAGCGUCAGCCAGGGGUUCUCCGUAAAAACUUCACCAACGAGCAAGGGCUUGCCGGCUUUCUGCAAAGCAAAGGAGCCAGCGGCAAGACGGUGGCCAGCGUCAUAUCGCGUUAUCCGCGCGCCAUCACCCGUUCCCUGGAACAUUUGGAGCAACGUUGGCAGCUGUGGAGAAACAUCCUCCAGACAGAUGAGGAAAUUGUCAGCACCCUUGAUCGCUCACCGGAGUCCUUCUUUCGCUCCAGCGAUAAUGACAACAUCGAGAAGAACAUUGCCUUUCUGUCCUCGUUAGGGCUCAACAGUCAGCACCUCCACCGGCUGCUCGCCUCAGCGCCGCGCACCUUCUCUAACAGUGUGGAGCUCAAUAAGCACAGGGUGGAGUUCCUGGAGAACAUCUGUACAGAGAUGGGAGGGAAUGAUCCAGAGCAGUUUGCCAAAGAUUUCAUAUCCAGAAACAUCUACAUCCUCAUAAGAAGCACUAAGAGAGUCAAGGCAAAUAUCGAUUACCUGAAAGCAUCUUUGAAACUUAGCGACUCAGUGCUUCUGGCCCUGCUUCAAGGUCCUGGCGCAGAUAUUGUGGAUGUCUCCAACGAGUAUCUGAAAAAUAAUUUAACCAGCCUCCAGCAGAAGAUGCUCUCUCAUGGCUGUCGGAGAGUUGACGUAAAAAAUUUUAUUAUUUCCUAUCCAGCAGUUCUGCACACUGGGGCAGCUACACUGAGCACCAAGCUGGACUGUCUGCUCAAAGGAGGAAUUCCACUGCAGCAGAUACUAAAGAAGCCAAAAGUGUUUGACUACAGCGUACAGAACUUAACAGCCAAAUUACAGGAGCUUCACAGAAUUGGAUAUGACUUCCAGGAGAAAGGCACCGGCAUUCUGGACACGAGUCAGAAACGAUUUAAGGCUAAAUUGGGAAAGUUAGUAAUGUCCCCAAAUAAGUAAAAAUAUUGCUGCUAAUAUAUUUAUUUCAUGUUUAAUUUUCAAAGGAAAAAUCUUCAAGGUAACAUAUUUUGGUUUCAGCUGGAUUCUUGGCAUUCGAUUUGUUUUAGUCGAAUAUCACAAUAAUUCAUGACAAGCACCAUGUGCAUUAUUAUAAAUGACAGCCUGAGCUGACUGAGAAAUGUAAUAAUACUUCAGAUGUUCCAAAUCGAGCAUAGGUUCUUAUGAUCAGCUCACGCUGCAUUGUUGUGCAGGGACCAUAUACAAAGUGCAACCAACGGACCCCAUAAAUGCUUUAUAAAUUUUAAGUCAUAAAAUUAUAUGUCCAGGGUGUACCCCGCCUUCCGCCCGAUUGCAGAUGAGAUAGGCUCCAGCACCCCCCGCGACCCCAAAAGGGAUAAGCGGUAGAAAAUGGAUGGAUUAUAUACACUCUAAGGCAGAGAUAUUAAAUUAAAUUGUUUUGGGGGGCACGUUUCCAGAAAAGGAUGACUUCUCCCUUCACUAUUAGUCUUAUUUUGUAAAUUCCAGAGAACCAGCUACCUCCACAAUGGACAUUUGAUUUUGGUUUGUUUAUUAUGUCAAAAUUAUAGGAGCACUGUGCUGUUUUUAAUAAACUUUCUGCAAAAAUGUGAGUCUCA